Molecule: messenger RNA, 2580 nt
Organism: Rotaria sp. Silwood1
Lineage: Eukaryota; Metazoa; Rotifera; Eurotatoria; Philodinida; Philodinidae
Source: the annotation of a GenBank genome assembly
AUGCAACAUUUUACGAAAAUGGAAGAUAGAUUAUCUCAAUUAACUGAAGAGUUAAAGAAAAUUCGUCAAGAAAAUGAAUUUAAUGAAAUCAAUAUAGUUAGAAUCAAAACACAAUUGACAAAAUUAGGAGAAGAGCUUGUGCAAUUGCCAAAUGUAACAAUUAAGAAAGAGAACACAUCGUUUAUUGAAAAAUUUUCAGUUGUUGUUUCAUCCGAAACUCGUCAAGAAAAGAAAUCAAACAAAACAGAUUUGAACAAAAAUCAAACGAAGUUAACAGAAGAUUCAAAUCCAAUUGAUUCUGCACUUUUAAUAAAUAUUAGUUCCAUCCAUUUAUCAUCUGAACAUGGCACUAGUAGCAAGACUGAUCAAAAGCGUCAAGAAUCUUCUGAUGUACGAGAUCAAUCUGAUAGAAUUGAUAAUGAACAUAAUGUUACUUUGAGUUCAAAUGUUGAGAGUUAUGGUAUUGAAUUGUUAUCGUCAAACAACGAAAACGAUGUCAAAAGUAAAACAACUGAAGACAAUGAUUCUGACGGAUCUAUAACAAGUAUUACUGUUCUGAACUCAACCAUCUGUACUGAUAUUAACACAAGUGAUAGAAUGCCUCUAGGUAGUCAAGUCGUACGUAGAAAGCGAGUCAGUUCAGCUGCUCAUCAUACACGAGGUAAAAGUAACAAUUGCACUACUGAUACGGUUUUGUCGCCAAAUGAUUGCAAACCAUCGAUGUUUGACAAGUCAUUCAAUCGGAAAGAUCAACAUGAAAGUAAUUGUUACAAUGAAAAGACCAGUUUUAGUCGUUCGAAAGGUGAUGUAGCAAGUCAAAUCAGCAAUGUUAAUGAUUCUGACGAGUCUCGUACAAGUACAACGUUUCAUAACUCAUCGAUUCGUGCUGGUUUCACUAUUGGUGGUCGCAUGCAUCGAGGUCCAUACAGAGGACAAUCUAGAUCAGGUGUUCAUGAUAAUCGUGGUGGUAGUCGUGGUAGAAGUAGCAAUAGAUGUUUCAAAUGUAAUAAACCUGGUCAUUUUUGUCGUGAGUGUCCUGAAGAAAGAAAACCUCGUAAUAGUGAUGGUGAUGGCAUCCGCAAUUCUAAUGUUAGAAGAAAUAAUAAUCGAGUUUCUGAUGAUAUUUUCAAUCAACCUGAUGAUCAUCCAAUGGAACAUUAUAUUUCAUCACCUGCACCGACAACUGAAGAUGAUAUAUUUAUUGAAGCAAUAAAAAUGGAUGAAGACUUUGAAAAAUAUUCUAUAAUACAAAUUCGUUCUACACCGUUAGACAAAGUGAAACCAAUUAAAUUAAAUGAAGAGGCUAAUCUUGACAUACAAGUUCUAUCAAAUAUUCGUCUUGCUCACUUUGAAGAUCUAACAGCUAUUCAACGUUAUAUACUACCUUGUAUUCGACAACGAGAUGAUUUAUUGGUUUGUGUUCAAAUUGAAUCUAAUAAAUCAGCUCCUUUUAUUUUACCAAUUAUUUCAAAUUUACUCGAAUGUCAUGCCGAUGAAUUAUCUAAUAGAGAAUAUCCGCCGUCACCACUUUGUCUUAUUGUAUCACCUACAUGUGAACUUGCUUUAAAAACAGAACGUGAAGCAAGAAAAAUCACAGAUCGAACUGCUGUGGUACCAUGUUCUGUUGCUGAUGGUCACGAUAUGUUUACUGCAUCGGAUCGUCUUCAAGAAGGUUGUCAUAUUCUAUCUGCAACUAUCGGUCAUCUUAAAGACAUAGUGAAAAAAGGCCAAAUUUCACUAAAAAAAGUGAAAUAUCUCGUUAUAGAUGAAGCUGACCAAAUGUUAGAUGCAGAUUUGGAAUCUGAUAUACGCAAAUUAGAAAGUCUUGGUUUAUCAUCAAAAGAAGAACGUAUUACAUGGAUAUUUUCCGCAACAUUUUCUAAUGAAUUACAACAAUUAGCAAAAUAUUUCCUUCGUGAAGAUUAUAUUUUUUUCUAUGAUAGUACGAAUGCUGAUGUAGCACAUACAAUUGAAGAAGUACUACUUACAAAGAAACAAGAUCGUCUUUUUCAAUUACUUGAACAAAAUCUUAAAUCUGGAUGUUGUUUGAUAUUUGUUGAAACACAGCAAUCAGCUGAUGAUGUUGGUGCAUUACUUUCACAAAAAGAUUUCAUGAGUAUAAUAAUCCAUGACAAUCAAACACAUCAACAACGAAAUGAAGCUCUAGAACAAUUUACAAAUGGAAAAUGUCGAAUACUUAUUGCAACAUUUGUUGCUGCUCAUGAUUUAUAUUUUCCUUUUAUUGAUUUUGCUAUUAAUUAUGAUUUACCAGAUACAAGUGAUUUUUAUAAUCAGCGCCAUGCUGGUCAUUGGGGUAAAUCUAUAUCAUUUUUUGACCCGGAUCGAGAGUCUGAUAGAAAAAUUGCUCUUGAAGUUAUACUAAAAUUAUGCCAAGCUGGCCAAGCAAUACCAGAAUUUCUUAUAAAAUAUGUUGAUGUUGGUACUAUUGGAUUUUAUCAUGAUGACCAUAAUUCGACGAAUAGUAAUGUUCACGUAGAAAAUAAUGAUUUAGAUCGUCAGCAUCAAACAAGUGGUCCUAUUGGUAGUACAGCUUCCACUAAUGCAGCUACUGAAGAUUGA